Messenger RNA from Galeopterus variegatus (Sunda flying lemur), 1042 nucleotides. It is a transcript of the gene HDAC11, whose product is annotated as histone deacetylase 11. Bases 68 to 1027 code for a protein of 319 amino acids. Lineage: Eukaryota; Metazoa; Chordata; Mammalia; Dermoptera; Cynocephalidae. The transcript has 9 exons. The record is from RefSeq and is a predicted model, not a curated record. Gene Ontology annotation, molecular function: histone deacetylase activity.
GCUGUACCAGCAUGUGCCAGAGACACGCUGGCCGAUUGUGUAUUCUCCGCGCUACAACAUCACCUUCAUGGGCCUGGAGAAGCUGCACCCCUUUGACGCAGGGAAAUGGGGCAAAGUGAUCAAUUUCCUAAAAGAAGAGAAGCUUCUGUCCGACAGUAUGCUGGUGGAGGCGCGGGAGGCCUCGGAGGAGGACCUGCUGGUGGUGCACACGAGGCGCUACCUCAACCAGCUAAAGUGGUCCUUUGCUGUCGCCACCAUCACAGAAAUUCCCCCUGUUGUCUUCCUCCCCAACUUCCUGGUGCAGAGGAAGGUGCUGAGGCCCCUUCGGACCCAGACGGGAGGAACCAUAAUGGCGGGGAAGCUGGCCGUGGAGCGAGGCUGGGCCAUCAAUGUUGGAGGCGGCUUCCACCACUGCUCCAGCGACCGGGGCGGGGGCUUCUGCGCCUACGCAGACAUCACACUCGCCAUCAAGUUUCUGUUUGAGCGAAUGGAGGGCAUCUCCAGGGCCACCAUCAUUGAUCUCGAUGCCCAUCAGGGCAAUGGGCAUGAGCGAGACUUCAUGGGUGACAAGCGUGUGUAUAUAAUGGACGUCUACAACCGCCACAUCUACCCUGGGGACCGCUUUGCCAAGCAGGCCAUCAGGCGGAAGGUGGAGCUGGAGUGGGGCGUGGAGGAUGACGAAUACCUGAAUAAAGUGGAGAGGAACAUCGAGAAAGCCCUGCAGGAUCAUCCGCCCGAUGUAGUGGUGUACAACGCAGGCACAGACAUCCUCGAGGGGGACCCCCUUGGGGGGCUGUCCAUCAGCCCAGGGGGCAUCGUGAAGCGGGAUGAACUGGUGUUCCGGGUGGUUCGUGCCCGCCAGGUGCCCAUCCUCAUGGUGACCUCGGGCGGGUACCAGAAGCGCACAGCCCGCAUCAUUGCUGACUCCAUUCUUAAUCUACACGACCUGGGGCUCAUCGGGCUCGAGUCACCCUACGUCUUGGCACAGAACUCAGACACACCGCUGAUUCCCUCAACAGUGCCCUGACCCGCGCUGCCCUUC